GCCUGCGCAUUCGUGAAGCAAGAGAGAAUAUCAGUCUCGAUAUAUGUGUGGUCUGAAUAUAUCUACGUAGGUACGUAGGUUUUAAGAUAGUAGUAAAUCCUAUCCGGGAUAGAGAGGCACAAAGAUGCCUUUAUUUGGGAAAAAAGAUUUCGGCAGGAAAUCGAAAAAGGAUGGCCGAGACUCCGAAAAACAACCGUCCAUCGAAGACAAGUAUGUGGUUAAAGAUUUGUUGGGAACCGGAGCGUUUUCCGAGGUGCGAUUGAUAGAAAGCAAAGAUAACGGGCAGUUGUUCGCGUGUAAAAUUAUCGACAAAAAAGCGCUUAAAGGCAAAGAAGAUUCACUAGAAAACGAGAUUAGGGUACUGAAGAGAUUUAGUGAACAAGCAAAAGGCGAAGGCGAAGAAAAAAAGAUGUUUUCGCACCCUAACAUCGUCCAGCUGUUAGAAACGUACGAGGACAAAAGCAAAGUGUAUCUCGUGAUGGAGCUAGUAACUGGCGGCGAGUUGUUCGACCGCAUCGUGGAAAAGGGCUCGUACACCGAGAAGGACGCGUCCAACCUGAUGCGACAGGUGCUGGAGGCCGUGGACUACAUGCACUCGCAGGGCGUCGUACACCGCGACCUCAAGCCCGAAAAUUUGCUGUAUUACAGUGCUGAUGAAGACAGUAAAAUAAUGAUCAGUGAUUUUGGUUUAUCCAAAAUUGAGGAUUCUGGUAUCAUGGCUACAGCUUGCGGAACUCCAGGAUAUGUUGCUCCAGAAGUACUUGCCCAAAAGCCUUAUGGCAAAGCAGUAGAUGUAUGGAGUAUAGGAGUCAUCUCUUACAUCUUGCUUUGUGGAUACCCACCAUUUUAUGAUGAGAAGGAUGAAAACUUGUUUGCCCAGAUAUUGAAAGGCGAUUUUGAGUUUGAUUCUCCUUACUGGGAUGAUAUUAGUGAAUCAGCCAAGGAUUUCAUAAGGCAUUUGAUGUGUGUUGAUGUGGACAAGAGAUAUACUUGCAGGCAGGCAUUGGCUCAUCCAUGGAUUUCUGGUAAUGAAGCUAGCAGCAAGAACAUCCAUGGCACUGUAUCUGAACAGCUUAAGAAGAACUUUGCCAAGUCCCGCUGGAAACAAGCAUACCAUGCUACAACUGUGAUUCGACAAAUGCAGAAAAUGGCGCUCAGUAGCAGCGGCUCCAGUCGCAGCACAAACUCAAGCGCUCAGCUCAAGUAAUAGCUGCCCUCCCCCAUGACAUGGCAAAUCACUUUCAAUAUUGACAAAGGUACUUAAGAUUUAUUUCAUUUUUAUUUAAUUGGGUUGGUGAUAACCAACGCCAAGUAACUCCAUCAUGCUUAUUACAAUUGAUAAGCCUGUUACAUUAAUUGAAAUUCAUUGUCAAACCAGUUGGCGGCAGACACGCCGAAAGAUCUGUGUCAUCGCUACGUUUAUAACAUUACUUACGGAUCCACAAGUACAUUCAACUGGUUGUCUUAAUACUGAAAUGGAUAGCUUGUUUAGCAUAUAUAAUAAUCAACGAACUGUUAUUAGACAUAUUUCGGCUAGUCAUUAUAUCUUAUCUGCUUGAAAGUGUUACAGGCAUUAUAAAAAUCUGAUAGCAAAUUGAUACUUAAUUUAGAAACUGAUCUGAAACAUGUCUCUUUUACGUACCUAAUAAUUAUGUACUUCAAAAAUGUAAUUCUUGUUUCGACUUUUUUAUAGUAAUAACAGGAAUUGUUUUAAAAUAUUAUAUAUUAUAUUAUUGGUUGAUAAAAAUGAAAGGGAAUUUCUGAGUGUGAAAUUAAAGCUUAAUUGAAUUUUUACUGCCAAAAUUAAAAAUGGUUUGACACCUUCCUCGAAUGUAAUGCUAGUUAACAAAAAGUAGAUAAAAAUAAAAUGAUGUCUCUUUAAAGAUACUGAUUAAUAGCUAUUGCUUAGAUAUGGUGAUAAUCACUUGUAAUCAUAAGGUCUGUUGCAAAAUUGAUUAGUAAUAAUAAUUGAAAUAAAAUGACAAAAUAUUUACAAUUAUAAAUAUGGUUUAUAUGUUGAGAUAUUCAUUCGUAAUUUGGUAUCUUCUCGAUAGUUGUUUUGUAUUUUAAUAUAGGUAUGAAUGUCGGGCAGGGUACUUGUGUUGAAAUAAGAAGUUUGCAAAUUGGAUAUUUCACUGGUCAAAUGAUUAUAUCUUAGGCCAGGAUUUGGUUGGAAUAAUAAUUUUAUUUAGAAUGCGGAGAUAGCUACUGUGUGAUGAUUGUAUUUUUGUAAUGCUAAUAAGCCGUCUUGAGCUCCCAUCACAGCUGGUAAACAUCUCAUCUUGAUUAGUAUCAACUGUAAGACACGUGUUUCAACAGUCACCUACCCGACUCCAUUAUGCUAUCUCUAGAGUAAGUUUUAUGAUUGAACUUGAAUCCUUCCUAUAUUUUAUCAUUUUCAUAUUCCUAAAUACCUAUAUCAAAUACAUGUAUUAGCGUUUGUUAUACAAUAAUGCAUUGUUGAAUUUAAUGUUCUUAUAAUACUCUGUAACCGUGACUAAAUAGUUGGUAGUAGUUCCCUAUAUUAUAUAAAGGGCAUUUCAUAUGUUACAUAAGAUUGGGCCUAAUGUACAUUUAUUUCAAGUACUUAGUGAGAUUGAGUGCAAUCUUGCUUACGGACUGGCAACUAGAAACGCAGUUAUAUUUGCUGUUGGGUAUGUUCUAAUACUACAGAGGUGGCAUUCGAACUUAAAGAUCUGACUUAUUUUAGUGAGUAUUGCAUUGCUCUUGAUUGAUGAGCAGGUCUGCACUGCUAGUGUACCUACUACUGGAUAUCAAAUAAUGUUUAGAUUUUUAUGUUCAAAUGUCGUUCUUCGCACGCUUAAUUAAUGCGCGUUCUUUUUGCGAGAGUGAAAUAAUUUGACAUUAUAGAAGCAUAUUCAUUGUUCGAUUGAUGUACAUACUUACGUUUUAUGCUCUCUCCUCUGCCCUGUAAGAAUCUCAUAAUCAACGUCAAGGAGCUUUUGACUUUGUUCAACCGUUAUCUUACAUAAAUGACAAAUAAUGUAUAAUUCUGUGUAUGUAGAAAUUCCAUACUAAGUACUUAUAUUAUCAAGUGACACAUUUCCUAUAUCUGUACUUUAUGAGGGUAUGAAUAUCAUAUCAAAUGUUUUGACAUUCCGAUUAGGGUAAACGUGUAAUAAUAACGAUGAUUUUAUUCUAAAUUUAAAAAAUACGGUAACAUUCCAGUUUUCAGUAUUGUACCUAUGCACAUUAUUUUACACAAUUAACAAUGGAAUAAUGGCCACAAGCAUUCAGUUUACACAUUUUAAUUGAAUGUAUUCAUUACAAAAAGGUAAUUUUAUAGUUUUCGUUGUUUAUCAAAGGUGUGUUGGGGUUAUUCAGCCAAAAGGAGUUACGAGCUCCAGAAUUUUGCAAUUGUCAAAUUUCAAUGUUUUUGUCCCUGAUGUGAAUUUUAAGAACCAAUAAUGAUCAUAACUUGGAGUUUCCUCGGUUAAAACAGUAAAUAAACACAUUCGAUAUUUUCUAAAUUUGUUGAGACAGUUUCAUGAAAUAAAAACAUAUCUAUAUUUAACCUAGUUUGAACAGCCCCAACACACUUUAGUUUUUCGUUUCUGUGUAGCGUCCACAACAUAAAAAAAAACUUCCGUCCGUGUUUUGAUUUAUCGCGCAAUUUUAAUUUCAAGUAUUUAACAAUUAUACAUAGUAUAUGAAGGCUACAUUAAUAUAUACUAAAUAUGUUUGUAAUGAAACAUUAUAAUAUUCAUAUAUUUAUUUAAAGAAAAAUAAAAGUGACACUACAACCAACAUAAUAAUGCAAAGUAGGCACAUAAUAGAAGUUAACUUUUAAAACCAUAUUUUGAAUUCAAUUGAUCUCACAAGGAAAAAUAUGUCACAAUAAAAAGAAUUCAUUACGGUGCUCUUAUGAGUACCUAAGCCAAACGAGUUUUGACGAGCAUACCAACAGAAACGCGCUCAAAACCAGUCAGGGUAUCUGACGGUCAGCUUAUUUACUUUGUAUAAGCAGAUAUCUCGUUAUGCAAGUGUGCCCACCACGGCAUCGGCAUUAAACAUUUACUUUUUCUGUGGAUACUGUACAUGCAAUAUCGUAAAUUUUUAUGGCACCUAAAGAUUUACAAUCCAAAAUGUGCAUUUUCGACAUUCAGAACAAUUAAAAAAAUCAUAGGCUUCUCGAUAGCAAGGAAAUAAGAAAAGUAACGACAGCGUGCUAUAAUUGUAUUACAGUUAACUGUGUAGGUACUCAGUAUUUCGAAUGACAGUGCUACUUACAAGCACGUGCGUACCACCGAUGAACCACUUGUACACCGUUUUAAACUUUACAUAUGAACUGUUUUUUUAAGCCUUUUUUUCUUUCCAAUUGGUUGGCCGUAUGUUAUUGCGCUGUUGAAACUUAGCCUUACUAGAACUAUCUUAUUAGGUUCCCUAGUUGAGGGACCUAUUUAUCUGUAUCUAUGUGAUCAGAAUGUUAAUGUGCCAUAUAAUGCUGCAGGUGUCUAUUCUAAUAUAUGGUGGGAUCACAUCUAUCAGCAAUAUCAGCAUCAAGCUGCACUUUAGUUUGAAUAUGCUUUUCAGCAUUCCGAUGCAUGCGCGUCUUCAUACUUAAUUAAUAGUUACUAGCGAUCUCUCAUUUAUUCCCGAGGCUGAUAGAUGUGACUCCAUAGUUAUUGACGAGGCCAGAUGCAGCUUAGGU
Leguminivora glycinivorella is the source of this 4672-nucleotide messenger RNA. RefSeq names its product calcium/calmodulin-dependent protein kinase type 1 (gene CaMKI). Bases 125 to 1207 code for a protein of 360 amino acids. Gene Ontology annotation, molecular function: ATP binding; calmodulin binding; calcium/calmodulin-dependent protein kinase activity. The record is from RefSeq and is a predicted model, not a curated record. Gene Ontology annotation, biological process: protein phosphorylation. Lineage: Eukaryota; Metazoa; Arthropoda; Insecta; Lepidoptera; Tortricidae. The transcript is spliced from 2 exons.